Messenger RNA from Populus nigra (black poplar), 1101 nucleotides. Its product is annotated as F-box protein PP2-B15-like. The record is from RefSeq and is a predicted model, not a curated record. NCBI's taxonomy places the organism in Eukaryota, Viridiplantae, Streptophyta, Magnoliopsida, Malpighiales, Salicaceae. The transcript is spliced from 3 exons. Gene Ontology annotation, molecular function: protein binding. Bases 96 to 959 code for a protein of 287 amino acids.
AUAGGCCUAAUUAAGACAAAGACAAAGUGCCUAAAGUUUGCACUUUGGUCAUUGUCAUUCAUUCUUUCCUCUCAAGAAACUUACUAAGCAAAUUAAUGGAGGGUCUAAUGGAUGAUGACCAGUUUAAGAUAUUGCCUGAAGGCUGUGUUUCUACAAUUCUUUCCUUCACAUCCCCACAAGAUGCAUGCAAGUCUUCAUUGGUUUCAACUAUAUUUCAAUCAGCUGCAGAUUCUGAUAUUGUCUGGGAAAGAUUUUUGCCUAUUGAUUAUCAAGAUAUAGUCUCAAAGUCCAAUGUCCCUUUCAAGUUUUCUUCAAAGAAAGAGCUUUUUCUUCAUCUUUGCAACUCUCUUCUCAUUGAUGGUGGUAGAAAGAGCUUCAGGAUAGAGAAAUCAUCAGGCAAGAAAUCCUUUAUACUUUCUGCAAGAGAUCUUCACAUAACAUGGAGCAAUGAACCACAAUAUUGGCACUGGGCUUCUCUACCAGAAUCAAGGUUCUCUGAAGUGGCCGUGCUCAGAACAAUGUCCUGGCUAGAGAUUGUAGGCAAGAUUGAGACACAAAUGCUAUCCCCAAACACUAAAUAUGGAGCAUAUCUUAUUCUAAAAAUCAGUGAACGUUCAUACGGGCUUGAUUCAAUGCCAUCAGAGGUAUCAGUUAAAGUGGGUAACAAUCAAGGAUCAACUACCACAGCCUAUUUACGUCUUGCCCAAGAACAUGCCAGGAAACAGCAAAUGGAGAGACUGUUUUACGGGAAUCGCACGGAGAGGUUAAAAUCAAGGGUGGCAGAAGGGGAUGGAAAAGUCGCAAGCGAAAGAGAAGAUGGAUGGUUGGAGAUUGAGCUGGGAGAGUUCUUUAGUGGUGAAAAUGACGAGGAAGUGAAGAUGAGUUUGAUGGAAGUAAAAGGUCAUCACUUGAAAGGUGGACUUAUUAUUGAAGGGAUUGAAGUGAGGCCUAAACAUUAACCAAAAUAUUCAAGAGUUCUUUCUCAGAGGGGAUCAUGCGUCUCUAAGGAUCAAGAGGCAACAGAUUGUUCAUGUCAAAAGAAUAGACAAAAUGCUUACGCUGUAUGCUUUUUUUUUUUUAAUCAAUAUUUUGAUUCUUUCA